Messenger RNA from Aricia agestis (brown argus), 1616 nucleotides. Its product is annotated as ribosomal RNA-processing protein 8. The transcript has 5 exons. The record is from RefSeq and is a predicted model, not a curated record. Gene Ontology annotation, cellular component: chromatin silencing complex; nucleolus; rDNA heterochromatin. Bases 72 to 1595 code for a protein of 507 amino acids. Gene Ontology annotation, molecular function: methyltransferase activity. Gene Ontology annotation, biological process: cellular response to glucose starvation; regulation of transcription by glucose; rDNA heterochromatin formation. NCBI's taxonomy places the organism in Eukaryota, Metazoa, Arthropoda, Insecta, Lepidoptera, Lycaenidae.
UUUACUGUUUACUGUUUCUCUGAAAUUUGUACAGGAAAGUGGAAAUUAUUUAAAUUUUUUAUUAUAUAGACAUGUUUAAAAUACCAGAUUGGGGUGAAGAUGUACCCAAAAGUAAUAUUGACGUAGAUAAAUUAUUUCCAAGUAAACACAAGUCCAAAUUAAAACAAAGUAAAGGUGCUCAAAACACAGGUCAUUUAAAGAAUAACACCAAAAAUAGAGGCAAAUCAAUACCAAAUGGUACUGGUCGAAUAACCAAAAUAAAAAAUGUGAAACAACCUAAGUAUACAGCUAAAAAGUUUCAGAAUAUUUCACCAAAAGUUAAGAGUGCUAUCAAGAAAACAGAAAAUAAACCAACCCCUAGCUGUAACAUCAUAGAUAUUCAAAAUUGUGAUACAGACAAGUUGGAUGAAGUUAUCCUAGAUGCUAAAAAGAAAAAUCUAAUAGAUUCCUAUAAAAAAGAUGACAAUGAAGAGGAACUAUUUACAGAAAAAGUUGAAAAAAGUUUUGAAAGAGUUAAAAAGAGUAAAAUAAUCAAUGAUAAUCAACUUAGCCGUGGUAAACAACAAACGAAACUGAAGAGAAAUGAAAGAAAAUUAAAAAAACAAGUAACACAAAGUAAAGUACCUUCUGAGAACAACAUAGAGAUAAUAAAAGUACAGAAUACAUUUAAUAACUCAGCUGAAAAUAUUAAAUAUAAAAAUGUUAGGAAGAAAAACAAAAAUGGAGGUGUAUCUACUGAAAUUCCUCUAUCUAAAAAUACCAAAAAUAAAGAUAAUGAAGAUGAAAGAUUACAAGGUAAUAACAAUAUUGUUAAAAUAACUAAUGUUAGCAAUGCUUCAACUGACAAUACAAAAGGUAUAAAAAAUGAUCGAAAAAAGGGAUUGUUAAAAAAUAUGUUGCAAAGUCAUAGGACUCCAAUAAAUGUAAGCGGGAACAAAUUACGAGAGAGAAUGUUAGAGAAAUUAAAUGCUGCAAAAUUCAGAUUUCUAAAUGAAAAGUUGUAUACAUCGAGUGGUUCUGAGGCACAGAAACUGUUUCAAGAAGACCCCACAGCAUUCCAGACUUACCAUCAGGGUUACCAGCAACAGGUGAAGAAGUGGCCGGUCAACCCCUUAGAUGUUGUAGUGAAGAGAAUAAAAAAUUUACCAAAAACCCACUUGAUAGCCGACCUGGGGUGUGGAGAAGCAGCGCUAUCUAAAAGAGUCACCCAAAACGUGCGGUCAUUUGACCUGGUAGCCACAGCACCCGGGGUGGAAGUCUGUGACAUGGCUCACACGCCUCUGCUCAGUGCAUCCAUGGAUGUAGCAGUGUACUGUCUUGCCCUAAUGGGAACUGAUCUUACUCAGUACCUUGUGGAAGCUAACAGGAUUCUAAAAAUGGGUGGUCACCUGUUAAUAGCGGAAGUGGAGAGUAGAUUUGAUGAUGUAGACUCAUUCACAAAGGAAGUACAAAAGUUAGGUUUCACCCUCAGGAAGUUGGAUAAGACACACAAGGUGUUCUAUUUUAUGGAAUUUACAAAAACGAGAGAGCCACCAGUGAAAAAAUCAAAACUACCAUCACUGUACUUGAAACCUUGUAUAUACAAGAGACGAUAAAUAAACCUAUAGCAUAAAAUG